AUGCUCCUCCCCCUCCUUGCCCUCGCCCUAACCGGGCACUCCGCCUCGACAAACCCCCACAAACCCAUUACCCUCUCCAGCACAGGCGGCUUCCAAAUCGGUGGCCGCACCAUGUCCGCCCCCUUCAACCCCAACCUCACCCUAUCCUGCGACCACGGCUACAUGGAGUACUUCCUGCCCACCCGCCCGCGCAAGACCUCCCUCGUGAUGUGGCACUCCUCGUCCACCCAAGUCUGGCAAAAUACCUGGUCCGGUGGGGCCGGCUUCAAGGACCUCUUCCUCCGCCGCGACUACCCCGUGUACCUGUGGGACGGGCCGCGCGUUGGGCGCGCAAACUGGGCGUGCGAAGCCACCGUGUACACACCAGCGUACAUGGACACUUCCAACUUCGUAGCCUGGAAUUUUGGACCCAGAUACAAGCAGUGGUGGGAUGGUGUCCGCUUCCCGACGGAGGAUGAGGAUGCGUGGCAGCAGGCCACCUCGGCGCGAUACGUCGAGUACGAUACCAAAUCCAACGUAGAACUGCACGCGCGCGCCGCCGCGGUGGCUGCAGAUUCGGGCCGCAUAGGCCGCGACAUCGUGUACCUCACCAACUCAGCGGGCGGUCUCCGCGCCCAGCUCACCGCCACGCUCUCCAACAGCACCAACAUCAAGGGCAUCGUCACAUAUGAGUCGAUCGGCUACGUCUACCCCGACAACCUCAACAUCACCGCUGGGAAAGGCGGGUUCGGGCCGUACGUUGUCCCCCUGGAAGACUUUAAGAAAUUGGCUAGGGUGCCGGGGAUACAGUUUGUGUGGGGGGAUCAUAGGGCGGAGAACUAUAGUUAUGUGCAGGAGAGUAGGAGGGUCGCGGGGCUGAUUAAUAAGUACGGGGGAAAUGCGGAGGUGGUGAAGUUGGGGGAGGUGGGGGUGAGGGGGGCGACGCACAUCCCGUUUGCGGAUCUGGGUAAUGAGGAUGUUGCGGGGCUGUUGGACGAGUUUUUGGAGGGGAACGGGCUAGAUGGGCGAAAGAAAAUCAUGCUGUGCUACAUUGGACUCCACGUUACUGUUUACAUGUACCGUCCCCAGACGCUCGGCUUCCUCGCCUGCAUGGUGUAA
This is a messenger RNA of Paraphaeosphaeria sporulosa, 1098 nucleotides long. RefSeq lists its product as uncharacterized. NCBI's taxonomy places the organism in Eukaryota, Fungi, Ascomycota, Dothideomycetes, Pleosporales, Didymosphaeriaceae. The record is from RefSeq and is a predicted model, not a curated record. Bases 1 to 1098 code for a protein of 365 amino acids. The transcript has 2 exons.